AUGGCACCAACUUUUAAUGCACAACUGCCAAUACCUCCUGGAAGUAAUCUUUUCAAGUUGAGAUCAAGUUUGUCCAGUUCUGGAAAUAAUUCAAAACUCGAAAGAUCAGAAAUGGAAUUGGAAAUUUUGGAAAAUGUGAAAAUUGUAAAGGAAAAUUUUAAUUCUCAAGACAAAAUUCCUAUUCGAAUUGGAUUUACAAAGAAGAAUGUGGUGGAGAAUGUAGAAAAUUUGAAAGAUUCGGUGAAACCAUACAAUUCGGUUAAAUUAUUCGAAAAUAGUUUAGGAUAUGUUUAUGAAGAUCAUUGGAAUGUUGAAGAGUUUCGUCCAUUGUUGAAUUCCACAUUGAUUUCUCCAUCUUCACUUCCAGUUUCUGCUUCUUUAGAAGAAUCACAACCUGAAGCAAUUCCAGAAAGUUCAAAAUCAGAAACGAAUCCACCACUUGAAACUAUUCCAACCGAAACUAUUCCUCCAUCCGAAGACUCAUCCAAAUCAAAUUCAGAAGAUAAAUCCAAAUGGAGAAACAGAAUUCUCGAGAAAUAUCCAGUCAUUCAAGAAUUACAAGAAAGAAUCUAUCCAUUAUGGAGAACAAUUUCAUUUGGCGAAGUUUACAAUGCAGGUCAGAAACAAGUAAGAGAAAAUUUAACAGAAGAUGUUGUUUUGAAUAUUUUGAUGCAACAUUUGAGAUUUGAAGGAUUGAAGAGGACUAUUUCAGAAUUGGAAAAGGAAACUAAACGAAAGUAUUUGGAUAUUGAUGUUCAACAGAGUUUAUUGCAUGGAUUGGCAAAGGAAGCAGUGAAGAAAACUGAACGUUUGCAUGAUUUGGUCAUUUUCGACAAGUUUCAACAUUCGGCCAAUGUACAAAAGAAUAAGAAUUCAAUUAUGAAGGCAUUGGAAGAAAGUUUGAAUGAUUUGGGAAUUAAUGAAUAUGGACAUGUGACAGAAUCUGAAAAGGAGAAUUUGAGUAAGUGGAAGGAAAUUGUUGGAGGUCAGAAUGAAAUUGUCCACGUGGAUCCAGUUAAGAAAUAUGAACAAUUCCAAGCUGGUACUUUGAAUAGAAUUCUUGAAAAGUUGACCUCCUUAACAACAGAUCAACAGAGUUCACUAUUUGUGGAUGUUUUCCUUCAUACUUACUUGUCUCUGAUUUCAGCCGAAACUGUUCUGAAUCGUCUCAUUCAGAAAUGCAAAAAUUUGCCAAAGAAUCAUUCACAAGAAUCGAAAAAUAAUAUUCAGGCAGGAAUUCUCAAAUUCUUGCACUAUUGGAUGGAACAACAUUCGCAACAUUUCACCAAUAACAUGAUUGCCAAGGUGCAAAAGUUAUUGAACCAUGAAAAUCAUAAUAAUUCCUCACCUAAAUUCAUCAAAUUGAGAAAGGAUAUUUUACAACACAUUGAACAAGGUCAAUCCACUGAAAAGAAAAAUCCAUCGAGUGUCAAUGUCAAUUAUAUUGAACCUAAAGUGCCAAUGCAAAAGAUUUUCUGUGAAACUCUUUCAUUGGAUGAUAUAGAUGAGGAGGAAAUUGCAAGACAAUUAACACUUUAUGAAUAUGACUUGUUUGUCGCUAUUGGAUUGGAAGAAUUAAUGAGUUUCGGAUGGAAACGUUUGAAAUUCAAACACAGAUGUCCAAAUAUCAACAAAUUGUUAAUUCAUUUUGAAAAUGUCACCAAAUGGAUUAGUUUUUCAAUUUGUAAACCAAAAUCUAAAAAUCCAAUCAAGAGAUGCAUUUCAAUUUGUGAACAUUUGAAAAAAUUGAAUAAUUUCAACACACUCAAAGCUAUCCUAAAUGCUUUCGAAUAUGGCGAGGUCAAAACCUUAAAAAUUAAUCAAUCAGAACAAGCAAACAAGAUGAAAUUCCAACAACUCAUGUCUGAAGAAUCAAAUUACCAAGAAUACAGACAAACACUCAAAGAAUCAUCUGAGGAAAACACAUCAAUCAUUCCAUACGUCAGACUUCAUUUAAGAGAUUUAUUUCUAGUGGAAGAAAAUCAAAAUGAUUUUGUAAUUGGACCAAAUUCAAUUGAAUUUAUUAAUUGGAUGAAGAGAGAAUCAAUGUAUGAUAUUGUAAAGGAAAUUAAAUAUUUCCAAUCGUUGCCUUGUUAUCAAUUUACAAAAGUUUAUCAAAUUCAAGAAUUACUUAGAAAUAUUCAAAUUGAAUAA
Naegleria gruberi is the source of this 2154-nucleotide messenger RNA. RefSeq names its product rasGEF domain-containing protein. Lineage: Eukaryota; Heterolobosea; Eutetramitea; Acrasida; Naegleriidae. Gene Ontology annotation, biological process: positive regulation of GTPase activity; Ras protein signal transduction. The coding region runs from base 1 to 2154 and encodes 717 amino acids. Gene Ontology annotation, cellular component: plasma membrane. The record is from RefSeq and is a predicted model, not a curated record. Gene Ontology annotation, molecular function: protein binding; guanyl-nucleotide exchange factor activity. The transcript has a single exon.